Molecule: messenger RNA, 4695 nt
Organism: Verticillium dahliae VdLs.17
Lineage: Eukaryota; Fungi; Ascomycota; Sordariomycetes; Glomerellales; Plectosphaerellaceae
Exons: 2
Coding region: 1-4695 (1564 amino acids)
Biological process (GO): telomere maintenance
Cellular component (GO): chromosome, telomeric region
Molecular function (GO): DNA binding
Source: RefSeq, a predicted model, not a curated record
AUGGCGGAGAAUGACCUGACUGCGCAGCUACGCGCGGGUGUGGGCACCGCAAUAGCUGAAUUGAAUCCCGAGCUUCAGGACGCCCCAAAGCGCGUCAUUCGCGGCGAAAUCACCGUUUUUUGGCCCUACAGCCCUUUGCGAGAUGUCAUUGCCUUCAUCCUUGCGGAACCCGACUUCCGACUGCGCCGUGAUCGUGGCACUGUUAGAAUCGAAUUCACGGGUGCCAGCGCGAAGGCUGUCGCGGACCUUGGUCUGGGAGGCGGUGAUGAGGUGACUCUUAGUCUCGAUGGAGCUGCAUGGGACGCGCGGGACACUCGUAUGCCUGCUAUCGGCACUCCAUUGGAAUGGCAGCUUCGUUUCAAUCACAAGCUGUUGGCGCUAGUUGCGCGCGUCGCCCAUGAAGACACGAAGCUCCUCAAUAUCGAUCUACCCCUUGACGAAGCACAACAGCCCGAUAAGCUAGACGUAGCCGCUCUGGCAGCCGCCACCCAAGAUCACGGCCCAGCAGGGUCGAUAACGCCGCCCCGUGAUCCAACCCCAGAGACGACACUUCGAACAAAACGUCCCGCAGAAGGCAUCUUGGAGCCAGGAGAGUUCGCCUCGCCAGCCUUCCUUAAGAGGGCGCGCAUUUCAUAUGGAUCACUCUUCGAGGGUGGCCCGGAUCCGUUCGACGACAGAGGCGAUGUCCAAGGCAAGGGACGGAAACCCCCCAAAGCUGGUCGAUUCAGUAGCGUAUGGAGAUAUGCAAGCCGAUCGCCGACUCCGGAUGUUGAAGAAACCGACGAGGUUACAAGCGACGACCCGGCCGACGAUGCUCCGACGGAAACGCCUUCAAAACAGGUGUCCAUGGUUGAUGGGGGUUGCCAAACCGAUGAGCUCGGGUUUUCUCCUCCACACCAUGUCGAUGUGACGGCCGAGCCUCGCAUUCACGGACUUGGGGCUUUCGACACCCCUAGUAAGGUACCAGCAGAUGCUCACAUCUCAAUCUCCUCGUCCGUCCUGCAAGCCGGGCCAGGGUUAUCCCCAGCAUUGGGUGACCGAUUUGCUCCCCUGCAUCAGCCCGACUUUGCUACUGUACAGCCGUCGUUCAACACCGGCGAAUUUGGGCAGUCACAACCAAACCAGCAAUAUGUGCAGGACAUCGAGCACUCUUCGAAUGGGAUCUUCGCUGCUCAAGAACACUACAGCAUGGGCAUGGACACAUUCCCUGACCCACCAACCGCCCACUCUACGCAGUCGCACCAUGACUACCCUCGUAUCGAAGAGGAAGCAGAUUCGCAUUUCGCCUCGCAGGUGGCUUCGUAUCCUCCCUUGACCCAAGGACAACUGCCCCCGGCUGGGGAUCCGUUACAUGGUUCGCCACACCACACGGUGUUUGUCGACCGAAUUGUCGAACCGCAGCAGCCACCUUGGGGAUUUGAUGCUACCUCGACAUCUUACCCUGAUCCUUUGGGAGAGGCGCACACCACUGAAGUAAUCGACGUUCCAUCAAGCCCUGUGGCCCGUUCCAACCUGCCUUUUGUACAUGACCUGGAAGACGUAGGCCACGAUCAAGGAGACGAGGAUGCCAACGCAGACCCCAAUGACGAUAUUCAGAUUGAUGAUGAGGAUGGUCCGGAGGAGGCGUUCGGCGCCCCGACAUACAGUGACAUGGAUUUUGAGCCGUCCAAUGUGCAGUCUUAUGCAACCUCUCGCAGUAGGUCUGCAUCUUCAGGACGUGGAAACGAUGAUGAAGAAGAAAUGGACGCCGGAGGAGAUUAUGACAUUACGCAGUAUCGAAACCAAAGCAAUGUACAGGACGACGAUGAGGGUUCAGACUUGGAGUCUGACUUUGGACAGGAAGAAGAGGAAGAGAUCUACAAUCCUCGCGACUCAGAGUUCGAAGAGGAGCAGCUUGAUGAAGAUGAUGAGGAGGGACUCGAAGGGGACGAUGACGAUGGGGCACUCGAAGACUUCUCUGAAGCGGAAUCCCCUACAGUUCCAGCGCCCGCCAAACCAAAUGGUCCACCAGAAGUGAUUGAUCUUUUGUCGGACUCUGACGAUGAUGACAGCUCUCCAGUCCAGCCAGCAGCAGUCAAAUCCGAUUUUCCGCCUGUACCGCAAUAUGACGGUUCCGCGGAUGAAAUGGAUAGUCCGUCUGGCGAGGAAGUGGUUGAUCGCCGUGACUCUUCCGAAGACGGCACUUCUGAUCCUGGCAGCGAGGCUGCAUCAGAACACGACGAAUCGGAGGUAGAGAGCGAAGCUGAGGACAAAGAGGACCUGAGCAGCCCGUUGCUUGUGGAAGUGCCCGAAGAUGUGCGGCAACCGACCGACGAACCAGCGGCUUCAUCGCCUUUCUUAGAAGAUGACUUGGAGUCAAUGAGCCCGAUCAAGCCACUUCAGGUAUCAAGCCUGAUACCUGAAAAUGAGAACGUCGCCCUUGAUAUAGACGAGGCAGAUACCGACCAGCUUGAUGCAGAGCUGGAAAAGGAGAUGCAACAGACCGUCCAACAGACUGCCCAAGAAGAUGUAUCCCAACCAUUGGAGGUCAGGUCAUCGGAGAUCCUGAUCAUUGAGAAGACUACACUUGUAGAGGAGCUUGGGCAGGGCGAGGAUCCGAAACCCGACGAGGACAUGUUGGAUACCACUCCGGACGAAGCCAUCACCACUACGGCACCGACGGCUGCCCAGGAUAAUGACACGGAAAUGGUGGGCCAAGUUUCUUCCCCUAUGAACUUUGCUCCAUCCUCUCCCAUGAGAGACACCACGAGGAGAGAAGAGGCACAGCUGGAACCGGGACCAGACGAUGCGGUUGCCGAAGUGCGCCCAAUUUCCCCUACCAGCGCGAUACCGGGUCCACCUGAUGCCCCUCAAGACCUUGAAUAUUCAGAAACAGUUCCGGCUCUUUCCCCACAAGUUGACGCACUUGGCUCCAGUCCGCGCACGGAUGCUGUUCCCCAUACAUCGGGCGUUGACCGCAAAUCUUCGCAACCGCCUGAACAUGGUGAGCAGCGUUUGUUGCCGCCAAAGACCAGCUCUAGCAUGACUAGUGAACCUCCUCAACAAGACAUGCCUCUAGACGCAAGAGGUAGUGCCGAAGCUGAAUCCGAAGAGGAGUCCUCGGAUUCUGUAGAUGGACACGUGCGCUUAGCCGAUGCAACAAAUCCAGAACCUUCGCAGCCUGACGCGGCGGAAACAGCUCCAGAGGAUGAUGAGAAGGAGGAUGUUGUUAUGGAGGACAGGUUGUCUGGAGACGCCGAGUCGCCCAAGGUCUCCCAUACGUAUGAAGGGAAUGGACUGGAUACCGCCAUGGAGGAUGCAAAUGCUCAACUCCUUACGCCUCAUGACACUCAGCAGCAAGAAGUCGAAAAGGAAGGAGAAUCUGAAGAGAUAGCCGAGGUGCCAUCAACACCAGUCAUGCCAUCUGUGGUUGUGACAAAGCCUGGAGCAGAUGAUGAGACUGCUCAUGAACAGGAGCAGAAGGGCCCUGAGACGCCUCAUCUGUCAACCGAAGACUUGACACAGAGCGCCAAGGCAAGUUCGCCAGCGACAACUGGGCAUCGGCCCGAGACCAGAUCACAAACGGGCCAUUUACCGCCAGACAUGGAACAUGGGCCAACAGCUACAGCGCCAGACGAAGAAGCUCACCUUGAGGUGGACCAGGAACAAACGCCUGUCAAAACUGUUGGCCAUCGUCCAGAGACAAGAUCACAAUCGAGGCCUCAAUCACUGGAGCCCAAGGCAGCGUCACCUCAACCGACCGCAGUAUCUAGUCCUUCCGGCCAAGAGAAUAACGUCGAAGACACGCCGGCCACAAAGACACGCUCGCAACGACAGCGGAGCCAAAGCAAGACAAAGGCCGAUGAAGUCGAAGAGGGCGAUCCCAGUAUCAAGCUGGCGCGAGCAUCGGCAACGAACAAGCAAAAGGCUGACCAGGGUGAUGACCCGAGUGUUAGGCUCGCUCGAGGUUCCAUUGCGAGUAGGCGAUCAAUGAGGCUAUCCGACUGGCAGUCAACGCCCGACACAGUUCGGGUCACUCGAGCGGCGUGCCACAACCUGCAGAAGGAGGCGACGCCCGAGGCGGAGGAGGACUCAAGCGUGCAGCUGGCGAAAGCUGCGCUCAACUCGCCGUCCCGUGCCGCCAAGGAGAGAGCCGAAGAUCAUUCUCCGGCAGCCAUCAAGCUCAAGCUCAACCGCUCGCUGCGAUCAGAUGUGCCGGACUGCAUCUCGCUCAAGGUGUUUCGCCAGCAGCCCCCGGGCAAGACGGUCGACAUUUUGGCGAUUGCGACAGCGGAGCCACCCGGCGCUAAGCGUGCCAAAGGUGGGCCGAAAGGCAUGAUGCUGGCCUUCAGCGUGGCAGACCACUCCAUCGUGCCGACGCAGCCCGUGCUAGUGCAUAUUUUCCGGGUCCAAAAGUCGGCACUGCCCCUUGUGCGUCAAGGCGACGCCGUGCUCCUUCGGCAGUUUAACGUGACCAACAUUCAGGGGAAACUCGGCCUCCGAUCUACAGACGCGUCGAGCUGGGCCGUCUUUGAGGGCGGGCCGGACGACGAGCGGCCCCCGCAGAUCAUGGGUCCACCCAUGGAGCUCUCGGCGGGCGACAAGGACUUUGCCGUGCUCAUAAAAAAGUGGUAUCACAGCAUCGAAGACGCUCCCAAGGCACGCUGGAGCAAGGCCGGCGAGAAGGCGUUGGGCGCGGGGGAGGAAAGCAAGUAG